Messenger RNA from Columba livia (rock pigeon), 1471 nucleotides. Its product is annotated as sperm-associated antigen 16 protein-like. NCBI's taxonomy places the organism in Eukaryota, Metazoa, Chordata, Aves, Columbiformes, Columbidae. Gene Ontology annotation, cellular component: axonemal central apparatus. Gene Ontology annotation, molecular function: protein binding. Gene Ontology annotation, biological process: axoneme assembly. The record is from RefSeq and is a predicted model, not a curated record. The transcript has 6 exons. Bases 602 to 1072 code for a protein of 156 amino acids.
AGUUAGUUCAGAAACAGUUGCUAUUUAAUUAUUUUUUCCAUUAGUUUCUUGUAUUGAAAAGAGCAAAUUUGUGCUUUGGAGUGAGGAAAAUAUGCACCUAAAAUGAUUUUCUGAAACAGAAAAUAAGCCUUGGUUUAGUAAUGUGGGGGUUUAUUGGCUUUUUCUUUUCUUCUAUCUUGCUCCCCAUUGGCCAAGAAUCCUGCCUAAACAGCCCGGUGGGUUUGGAGGGGCCUGGGGCAGGUGUAUCUGUUUAACUAUUUACUUUUCCAAGCUUUCCCACCCCUUUUCAUUCAAGAUCAAUUAAUUCAUUAGCCCCGGGGCAAAAGCAGUAGGUGAGGAAGUGGUGCUGGGUGAUGUUCUGGUGUCUUCAGGUGUACUAGGAAAAAAUAAUGGAAAGCUCUCCACAAACCAAACAUAUUAGUUUACUAAAUUUUGGCACAGUUAAUGAGGUUUCCUGUGAGUGCAUAAUCCUUCUCAACUAGACUGCCAGUUUGUAAUCUCCAGCUGCUUUUUCACUGCUGCUAUGUUUUUCCUAUAUAGCUUGGCUUUGCAUCCCUGAAAAAACAUUGUGGUCACUGGCAGUGAUGACCACCUCUGGAAAAUGUGGGCUUUACCUGAUGGGAACAUCACCAUGACAGGUGAAGGUCAUGCUGAUCAGCUUUCGGGCUGCUGCUUCUAUCCAAGUGGCACCCAGCUGGUCACUUCAAGUGGGGACACCACUGUGCAGAUAUGGGACUUUUCAAAGCGUGGAUGCGUUCUGACUUCGGAAGGACAAGCCCACGCUGUACAGCACUGCUCGUGGCAUUUGUGUGGUGAUUUCAUGGCUUCUGCCUCUGUGGACAACACCAGCAAAACAUAUGGGAUGUUAACAGUGAGAGAUGCAGAUAUACAAUGUGUGGCCAUGAAGAUUCAGUCAACAGCACUGAGUUUCUUCCGUUCUCCAACACUGCUCUCACUAGGUCUGCUGACAAGACUUUAUCUCUCUGGGAUGCCAGAAUGUACAGCCUAUCAUUUCCCACUGGGUGAUAUCCAUGGCAUGGGACAACCCUGCUGUGCUUCCUGCUACAACUAGAUUGUGCCUGAAACUAGUUAACUUUUACUUGAUUAAAUUUGGUGAAAUUGUUCCAAACUAGUAAUUUCAUUAGAUAACUUAUUUUCCCUUCUAAUUAAAUUAUUUUUAGACCACUGUUUUUCAGUGUUGACUUUGUCACAAUAUAGUAAUUUUCAAAUCAGUAAUCACCUAACAUAAGCUGUUUUAUUUUUGUUUCUUCAAGUGAAAUAUAAAUUGUCUUUUAGACUACAUGGAUUUUGUCAGAACUUUUUUGUCAGUAGAUUUAAAGUAUGUGGGAACCCCCAGUUCUUUGUGAGGAUGCUGCCUAUCUGUGGUGGGAGCUUUUAUGUUUGUUUGAAGUGGGCAUUCAUGAGGUAAACUCAAGAAAAGUGGCAGAGUGUUAAAGAAUCAGACAUAUGU